GAUAUCCCUGUCUCUGUGCGAGUUUGUGUAUGUCCUCGUCUGUCUCUGGUUUAUUUCGUUUUAUUUUUUUUUUAUUUUUUACUGGCACGUACUGCUGACCCUUGGGGUCCUUCCGGAAGGCUACCCCCCAGGCUGGUGGUGCGCACGUUCCACUAUUUAUUUAUUUAAUUGUUUCUGAUUCUUUUGUUUUCUUGUAUUUUAUCGCUCUGCUAUCCCUUGGAGUCCAUUUUAUUUUGGUAUACCUUUUCUAGGUGUGUCCCUCCCGAUCCAACAGCGACAGACCACCAGCCGUGCGUACCACCAACUUCGACCUUGACGCAUUGCACAUCGAAUGCCCGCCAUCUAUGUGGCACUCAUCAACGGUGCGCUGACGUCACAUCAACUGCUGGAGGUUCACGGGUCGCCUCGGGGUGACGGCAGAAGGAAAGAUAAGGAACUGGGAUCGCCCCGGGAACACACACGCGCCACUGCCACGUUCUUCUUUACGGCAAUAAACACACACCCGUUGCCGGGCUGGGAACGGUGUCUGUCGGUGUCUACAGCAGUACAUCUUGUCACUGCUCCUGUUGUCUUCUUUCAAAGAGACGGAAUGAAGCUCGCUGGGAGCUACUGCUUCCUGUUGGCUCUUUGCGUCUUCCUUGCCGACCACCUCGCUUUCGCCCAACCUACUGGUGGCCGGGCACCAUCAGCACUUCGAUAUGGCCUAGCAAGAUUCGCUGAGGAGGACGUCAAGGACACGGGCGUCGGACAUUUGCAUGCGAUCCCUGAAGACGAACAUCAAGUUGAAGAAGGGCUGGUUGAGGUGCUCGAGACUGAUGAAUUGACCGCUGUUAUGGGAGACAUCGAGCUUGGUGAUUUACUAUGUGACAGCCUUGAGGAUGCUACGGACUCUAGCCUGCUGCGAUUCACGAUCAGCUCUACGGAGACGGUGAUAGCUGAGCGCACCUCCUACUCGUCCAUCGACGGCAACGUUCUGCCGGACGGAAACGCGCGCAAGACCUGGCUGGGAGAAGUCGUCGACCCCGAACCCUCCACCAAUUCCAUCCCCAGGACUGUCAGUAUGACGUGGACCGACCCAUGCGACAUUGAGACUUUCCUCCUGAAGCUCGUGUCACGAAACUCAGACGGCAGCACCUCUAUAGCCACAUCCGUACCGUGCUCCGCUGGAUCCAGCAGCGAAAUUUGCAUGGUGGAGCUCCAAAAGUUCUUCUACGACGAAAGCGACGCUGUGGACACUUCACAAUCCUCUUCAUCAAGCUCCACUUCCAAGUACCAGGGCUCUCGGAUGCUAAAGGAACGACGUGUGUCGACGACCUUUAUGGAGGAGGGGUCGCGUUGGUCGCAAGGCAUACCAAGCGACCGCAGCCUGCAAGGCACAACAGUGAUUGACGUCCUGAUCUUCUAUUCCCCGGAGGCCGCCUCCUCAGAGGGCAUCUCUGACGCGCAGCUGUUGACCAGGAUUGUCGAAGGCAUGGUGACCUUGAACCAGGCCAUCACAAACUCAGCAAUCGCGGAUUUAGAAUAUCGUCUCGUCCACGUGGCCGAGCUACCGUACAGCCAGAUGACGUACGACCCCAUCGACAGCGACGACAUCGACCUCGAGCCGGAGCUUGAUGCGUUGGCUGCGAACAGCGCCGUGAAUGAUCUACGCAACGAAUACCAAGGGGACCUGGUGCAGCUCGUUGGGUACUUCCCGGGAACGUGCGGACUAGGGUAUAUUUUCAACGGUAACGCCGAGUUCGGCUUCUCCCUCGUGGGCUCAAACUGCUUCGACAAUUUCUCACACACCCACGAGAUAGCUCACAACAUGGGGUGCUACCACGACAGAGACAACUCCGAAACGCAGGAUGAAUACCGCCACGGUUACCGGUACUGCACGGGCUCCGAUCCCUACCGCACCAUCAUGUCGUACUACCAAAACGGUUGCGGUGGAGACCCGACGCCCGAGGCAGACCCCAUCGUGCCACAGGUAAACUACUUCUCCAAUCCGGAAGUGACCUACCUCAACAAGCCCACGGGCACCGCAACCGCAGACAACGCUCGGUGCAUCGAGGAGAGCAUGGUGGCUGUGUCCAACUUCAGAGCAGAUGGCGACUUCAUCUGCUCCGAUGAUGGGGAUGCGUGUGCCGUAGAUAUUGACUGCUGCGUUGGCUUUUGCGGUUCUGCCGGGAUUUGCGCAACCGAAGAAUGCGCAGGAUUGGGCGGAGACACGGCCACCAUCGAAGAUAUGGUCUGCGACCCCGAGAACAACGUCGAGGAAUGCCAGUACGACGGGGGCGACUGCUGCGAAUGUGACUGCUCGAACCAGGUGUGCGACGAAGACAACACCUGCGUUACCCCGGCGUGGGACUGCGUAGUGGACCAAACAUCAUCCCCCUUAGGAAUUUACACUGGCUCGGGGGCAUCCGCCUUUUGUCCGGAUUUAUCGGCCGAUGAUUUCGACAAUUGUGACUACAACACUCAACGAUGCCUGUGCACCUGUCGAGAGAGUGACCCUUUCACAGCGCUCUGCGGUUCCGGAACAGGCUUCGAUUGCCUCGACUCGGCCUCGGACUGCGUCGAGGAGCCAACAGCGUGCGAGGACGACAGCGACUGCACCCUUCCCGAGGAAUGCUGCCUAUUGAAGCUGGUGUGCGAGGUAGCUGACCCCACGGAUCCUACGGCUUGCGGUGACCCCCACAUGACCGGCUUCCACGGCCAGAAGUUCGACUUCACGGGCAACGACGGUCAGUGGUACUGCCUUAUCUCAGACCUGCCGUCCAUGCACCUUAACAUGCGUGUGACGUCGCCCGUCUCUUCCCGGCCGGACAUCACGUACAUCACCGGGCUCUCCCUCAUCACCACCGAUGGAGAUGGCCAAGAACACAGCAUCAUCAUUUCCGUCAAGGACCCAUACAGCCUGGAUAGCGACUGCUCGCCCGGAGUGUCCCCCUGCCUUGCGGAUGGCUCGUUGAUCGUGGUGCUCGAUGGAAACGAGACCCUGCUUGCCCCCGGUGCGGUUGAGCUUGCUUCAGACGUAAUGGUCUCCGCUGUCAACAUUCCCGGUGCCUGCCGAUCGUUCGGGUUCGAAAAGUACUGGGAGCGGAAGAAGCUCGAGUACGCGCAGGCUGGCGGCCGCAGGCUGUCCGUACAGCAGUCGAUGGGUGAAUGGAUACUGGGGGACCCCACCGCGACCAACAUGGCGGAGUGCACGGAGUAUGUGGCCCGUCACAUAGCGGGGGGCGAGGACGGUGACUUGUUCACCCACCAAUCCGAGCACGCGUCUUUCCAGAUCGUCACACCAGCGGCCAUUAUCCGACUUAGCCACGGACGACUCCACCAGAUCGCGCAGUUCGGCCUACCGGACCAUAUGACUUGGCAGAUGAAUCUGGCUGUCGAUCACAACGACGUGAGCCUGAACGCCAAGGGGGUCCUGGGAGAGACGAUGGUUCCCACCCGUACGGUUAGCGGGGAGUAUAUCAUGCAUGGCAUGGAGGCCAUUCGCGGAACCCAGGAAGAUUACCACGUUGAGGGACCCUUGGGCCUUGACUUCACUCUGAGCUAGAGUACCUGGAGCCCGCUUCAACGCCUUCAUCUUCAGAGCGGAAAUUCCCAUGUGCUCCACGGUCAACACGUAAACAACGUUGGGGGGGCCGGGGGCCUUGACUUGAAUCCGAGGUGGAUUGCCGAGAGAGCCCACAUGGACCACCGACAUGACGAGAUCGGCAUGUCUUUCCUGCAGUUUCGCAUCAACAGCAGGCAUGCAGACCACCAAAAUCGUCGUGUGACACCAUUGAUUGAUUUCAAAAAGUUCAUGUUGGAUGGAUGCAGAGCCCAUCGGCGUGCAUACAAGAACCAGUCAGACAUUCUUUGCCAAGUUAGUUCCGCUCUCUAGUCUAUGGCCACCAGUGGGUUGGUGGGUGGGAUGUGCGACAUCUGUACAGUCUCAACCGAAGGUAUGUUGAAUUCCUGAAAGAGGAACAGGCUGUUUUUGCGUUGGGCUUUCCCACGACCGUCUCACAUUCUCGCUGUCGACUAUUUAGGGCUGGUGCUCGGCCGAGGUCAGAGAUGGUUUAGUGGUAGACGCAGAGGAAGUUAGAUAAUUAGGGAACAUAAGCAUUUCUCCAUUGACUUGGUUCCUCUAAGGUCGAGGUAAUACUUUCGGUUGUUGCCAGAGUCAUGGGUUCUGUGUCCCCAAAGUAAACAGUUUGGACUUGGCCCAAUCGUUCGCUGUUGACAUCGGUGCCGUGCGGUACUGCACAAACGCGGUUAGAACAUCAGAGAUCAGACUAGACAGUAAUAAACUGUCAUGGCCAUAGAGUUUUCAUUUGAUCUUUCUCGGGCUUGAGGGAUGUAAUAUAUACAUGUACUGUAGUUGAUUGUUGAUAGGCUUCGACAAUAAAUAGGCUUCGCGUUAGGUUGACGAGGGAUAAAACUCAUGGCUGUCAACCACCAUCAAGUGGUUGUGGUAACAUAGUAGAGCGGAACUCAGGUGGAGCGCGCCGUUGCCUCGAUUUCAUUCAGUCAGUAUCAGGAGCGAGGCGACGUUUUAUCAGCGCCGAAAGAUUAAGAUUAGUAUUGCCGAACGGUUACGGAUUGUUAAGGAUAACAUAGGAUGGUUUCACCAAGCGAGGUAAUUUGGCAACCUGGCAGGUAUCUACAGAUCGAUGACUUUUCUCGAGAAGAGUAAGUGGGAAAGUUUCGUAGCGGGUGACCGUGGAUCUUGUAUGACGGUAGUACGUAUCGAUAAUCGCAAGUAUAUUAUAUGAGUCGCGGACUACGUAUCGAGAAGGCUCGUAUUUGUGGCUACAGGGCACAGGAAGUGGGCGCGAGCAGUUUAACGUUGGUUCAGCGUUUCUUCGAAUAGGGCCAGGACCAUGUUUCUAUUUUUGUUGCCCUAGUCUAUGCUCUUCCUGUUGGAUAUUUCCAUCGCAUCGUACAUACAACUCUUGGUAAACAGCGAUACGUACAAUGUUGCUCUCACCUUCGUAUGAAGACACGCAGUAGUAGUGCAGGUGCACAUUCUGUGUUUGAUAUACUGCUGAACAAGCAGAGUAUCUUUUUGAGGAUAAGUGUGCUCGGUUAUCCGAUUAUUUUUUGUGUAGUCCCUCCACCGGUGGAGCAAAUAGCAUUGCCGAUUAAGUUUUUAACAUUUCCUACAAAAGUUUCCUUCUGGCGAGCAUUGACUUUGUUCUUGAGAUACUUAUGCGGGCUAAUUCAGAAAUGAGCAUUUGAUUGGUCAGCCGUAAGGUGAGAAUGUUUUGUGUACGCAGGAGACGACGUCAGCCGGUUCUUUGCCCAAAAGGGGUCAUGUUGUCUGAUUAGUUGACAUUGGGAUAUAAGUUCAAGCGUAUUUCCGUCGGUAUGUUUUUGGUUGAAUGAUGCACCCCCCGCGGAGUCCCCAUCCUCUCACGUCGUUUUUCUUCCGGUCUCUCCGAAAAAAAUAAUUACAUUUCUUCA
This is a messenger RNA of Ectocarpus sp. CCAP 1310/34, 5439 nucleotides long. Lineage: Eukaryota; Phaeophyceae; Ectocarpales; Ectocarpaceae. The record is from the annotation of a GenBank genome assembly.